Molecule: messenger RNA, 1083 nt
Organism: Aegilops tauschii subsp. strangulata
Lineage: Eukaryota; Viridiplantae; Streptophyta; Magnoliopsida; Poales; Poaceae
Product: DNA-directed RNA polymerases II and IV subunit 5A
Biological process (GO): transcription by RNA polymerase II; tRNA transcription by RNA polymerase III; transcription elongation by RNA polymerase I
Cellular component (GO): RNA polymerase II, core complex; RNA polymerase III complex; RNA polymerase I complex
Molecular function (GO): DNA binding
Source: RefSeq, a predicted model, not a curated record
ACCACAAGGCUUUCACCUAAAGGCCCAACCGCCCAAGCGACGGCCAUAGCCGAAAACCCUAACCCGCCGCCACGCCGCCCUCCCGCCACCCGCGCCGGCGCCGCUUCUCCCCGCCGAUACAGGCCAAAACCCUCGCGCGGGGGCAUCGGAGGCGGAGGAGGGAUGGCGUCCAACGGGGACAACAAGCGGCUGUUCCGCGUGCGGCGCACGGUGUUGCAGAUGCUGAGAGACCGCGGGUACACGGUGAAGGACGAGGAAAUCAAGCUGUCCCUGUACGAGUUCGUCGACCGCUACGGAGACCCCGUCCGCCGGGACGAGAUCGUCAUCCAUUGCGAGAAGCAGGGCGACCCCAACGACAAGGUCAACGUCUUCUUCCUCGACGAGUCCAAGACCGGCCUGGCCGUGGUCAGGAGCUGCGUCGAGAAGAUGAAGCUGGGGAACGCCACCAAUGGCAUACUCGUCCUGCAGAAGGCGCUGAGCGGCCCGGCCCGGACCGAGGUCGCACAGAGCAAGAAGUACCACCUCGAGGUCUUCCAGGAAGGGGAGCUUCUUGUAAACAUUACUGAACACCAUCUCGUUCCGAAGCACGAGCUCCUGAGUGACGAGGAGAAGAAGGAGCUGCUGCAGAAAUACACUGCCCACGAAACUCAGCUCCCGAGGAUUCAGCUCACGGAUCCGGUAGCAAGAUACCACGGCAUGAAGCGUGGGCAGGUGGUGAAGAUCACCCGGCAGAGCGAAGUCGCCGGAGAAUACGUGACCUACCGCUACGUCAUCUGAUCCUCACCGACGUAUCAAGGCCUGAGGUUGGUCUGGGAUUUAAAAUGGUUCCUUCGUCGCCAAACCCCUCCCAGUACUCGAAAGAAGCAUUGCUGUGUGUGUGUGUGGAGGAACCAAGGUGCUCGCUGAAGUGGCUCGGUGCCCCUUUGUUUGUAACUUGCUGGCAAUUUGGCAUGAGUGUGUUAGCUAGAAAAAUAGGUUUCUGUGUAGAUGUGCUGUGUUCCGUGCUGCUAAAUAACUCUUGACUGUAUACGUGAGAUGCGUUGGUCUGUUCCGAAGAAAUUCAGUUACUUGUGCGCCCCGGUA